AUGUUGGCACACUUUGGAAUGUUAAGGAUCAAACACAUCUUGUUUGAUGAUAAUCUGGAUAAGGUGGUUCCGUUGAGCAAAAGCGAAGAGAAGAAACCAGCUGUUGCUGAUGAUGAUGGGUCAGCUACUGAUUCGCCGUCUGCGUCAGACCCUCUCACGAAGACCGUACCAGAUCUUGUGAAGCACGAUCAGAAUGAAAGAGCUAUGGGAAUCAUUAUCGCGAACAUCGAUAAUGUUGUCUUACGAAAGAUUAAGCAUUGCACAACAGCAGCUGACAUGUGGGCGUUGUUGGAUCGCUUGUAUACCGAGAGCUCUUUACCAAAUCGAAUUCAUCUACAAAUGAAGUUCUACACGUUCAAGAUGAAGGAAACGAUGACUGUUGAUCAAACGGUUGAUGAUUUCUUGAAGAUUGUUGCUGAGAUGGGAAAUCUUGAGAUUGAAGUAUCUGAUGAGGUUCAAGCAAUAUUGUUCUUGACGUCUCUCUCACCAGGCUUUGAUCAGUUGAAGCACACCCUGAAAUAUGGAAGAGAAACUCUGAAGCUUGAAGAUGUUAUCUCAGCUGCAAAAUCGAAAGAAAGAGAGUUUCCUGAAGGUCAAAGGAGUGACAAGGGAUCAGCUUUGUAUUCUGAAGAUAGAGGUAGAUCCUCAACAAAAGGAAAGUCUGAUAGGAGCAGGAGUAGGUCGAAUUCAAAGAGUAAAUUGACUUGUUGGUUCUGUAAAAAGGAGGGACACCUAAAGAAAGACUGUUUUGCGAGAAAGAAGAAAUUACAAAAUGAAGGUCUAGGAGAAGCUGGAGUUAUCAUUGAGAAACUUGUGUUCACAGAAGCACUAAGUGCAAACGAUCAAGAUUCAAAGGAGCAGUGGGUUAUCGAUUCUGGUUGUACCUAUCACAUGACAUCAAGGAAGGAUUGGUUCUCGGAGUUCAAUGAGAAUGCAAGCACAACAAUUCUUCUUGGAGACAAUCACACCGUUGAAUCAAAAGGGUGUGGAUCCGUGAAACUCAGAACUAAUGGUGGCUCUAUCAAAGUUCUGAAUAAUGUGAGGUAUGUUCCUAAUCUCAGAAGGAAUCUGAUAUCUACUGGAACUCUAGAUAAGCUAGGAUAUACUCAUGAAGGUGGAGAUGGUGUAGUUAGCUUCUUUAAGAAUAAGAAGUUAGCUCUGUGUGGUAUUCUGAAGAAUGGGUUGUAUAUCCUAGAUGGCAGAACAUCUAUGAGUGAGGCUUGCAAUGUAGAAUUGUCAAAGAAUAAGACGGCAUUAUGGCACAGCAGACUAGGACAUCUAAGUCUGAAUAAUAUGAAGAUCUUAUCAGGAAAAGGCUUGCUGGAGAAGAGUGACGUGAAAGAUUUAUCUUUCUGUGAGCAUUGUGUUAUGGGAAAGUCUAAAAAGCUGAGCUUCAAUGUGGGGAAGCAUGACACAGAAGACGCUCUUGGAUAUGUUCAUGCUGACUUAUGGGGAUCGCAGAAUGUAACUUCAUCUCAUUCUGGAAACAAGUACUUCUUGUCUAUCAUAGAUGACAAGACAAGGAAAGUUUGGUUGAUGUUUCUCAAGACAAAAGAUGAGACAUUCAAGAACUUUUGUGAGUGGAAAGAUCUCGUUGAGAAUCAGAUUGAUAAGAAGGUCAAAGUUUUGAGAACAGACAAUGGCUUAGAGUUUUGCAAUACAAGGUUUGAUGAGUAUUGCAAGAGGCACGGGAUUGAAAGGCAUAGAACAUGCACUUACACACCGCAGCAGAAUGGAGUAGCUGAGAGAAUGAACAGAACAGUGAUGGAGAAGGUCAGAUGUCUACUUGAUGAAUCAGGUUUAGGCGAAGUCUUUUGGGCAGAAGCAGUUGCAACAGCAGUCUACUUGAUUAACAGAUCACCAUCUUCUGCAGUGGAUCACAAUGUACCAGAACAGUUUUGGUUAAACAGAAAACCAGGUUACAAGCAUCUGAGAAGAUUUGGGUCUGUUGCAUAUGUUCAUCAAGACCAGGGAAAGCUCAAGCCUAGAGCUUUGAAAGGUGUAUUCUUAGGCUAUCCUCAAGGCACUAAAGGAUACAAGAUCUGGUUGAUUGAAGAAGAAAAAUGUGUGACUAGCAGAAACGUGAUAUUUCAUGAAGACUUGGUGUUCAAGGAUUUGAAAUCUGAAGGAAGGAUUCAACAAGUUUCUAGAGCUUAUCCAUCCAUAAGAGAGUUUACAGAAAACUCUCCUGAAGAUGUUACUGAAAAAGAGACUACAAAGAUUGCAGAAAGUUCUAGUGCAGGUGGAGCUAUUCCAGUUAGCUCAAGUGAUUCAGAAUCAGAAGAACCUGAAAAUAACGGUGAAACAGAGACAAGUGCAGAGCCGCAGAGUUAUUGUCUUGCAAGAGAUCGACCCAGGAGAGAGAUUAAACUUCCAGUGAAGCUUAAUGACUAUACUGAAUUUGGUUUUGCUCUGUUAGCAGCAGAAAACGUUGAUAUAGAAGAACCUCAAUGCUAUCACGAUGCAAAGAGGAGUGAAGAUUGGGUCAAGUGGAAUGAUGGAAUGAUUGAUGAGAUGAAAUCUCUGUGGAAGAACAACACUUGGAUCAUUGUUGAUAGACCUAUAGACAAAAAGGUUAUCAGCUGUCGUUGGUUAUAUAGAAAGAAACCAGGAAUUCCUAUGGUUGAACCUGAGAGGUUUAAAGCUCGAGUUGUAGCUAGAGGGUUCACGCAAAGAGAAGGAAUUGACUAUGAUGAGGUAUUUGCUCCAGUAGUGAAACAUAUUUCCAUCAAAAUCUUGAUGUUUUUGGUCGUUCAAGAGAAUUUGGAGUUGGAGCAAAUGGAUGUGAAAACAGCGUUCUUACAUGGAGACAUUGAUCGAGAGCUUUACAUAGAACAGCCUGAAGGGUUUGAGGUAAAUCCUGAAAAGGAUCAAGUCUGUUUAUUGAAGAAGUCGCUUUAUGGAUUAAAGCAAGCUCCACGACAAUGGAACAUGAAGUUUGACACUUUUAUGAAGAAUCAGAAGUUCACCAGGAGUAUACAUGAUUCUUGUGUAUAUGUGAAAGAGGUUGGACAUGAAGAUUACAUCUAUCUUCUCUUAUAUGUUGAUGAUAUGUUCCUGGCUGCUAGGAGUAUGACAGAGAUCAGGAAGCUAAAGAAUGUUCUAAGUCAAGAGUUUGAGAUGAAGGACAUGGGUGCAGCAAGCAGAAUACUGGGAAUCGACAUUAAGAGAGAUAGAGAAAAGGGAACUCUAUGUUUAUCUCAAUCAAGAUACAUAGAGAAGGUUAUACAAAGGUUCAACAUGAGUGGGGCAAAGAUUGUUACUACUCCGAUUGGUGCACAUUUUAGGCUUUCAUCUACAAAAGAAGAUGAAGAAGGCGUUGAUAUAGAGAUUGUACCAUACUCAAGUGCAGUCGGAAGCAUUAUGUACGCUAUGGUGGGAACUCGUCCUGAUGUAGCUUAUGCUAUUGGACUUGUGAGCAGGUUUAUGAGUAAACCAGGAGCAGUACAUUGGGAGGCUGUCAAGUGGCUACUAAGAUACUUGAGAAGUUCUACAGAUCUAAAUCUGGUCUACACCAAAGGCGAAAAUUUCAGAGUUCAAGGAUAUUGUGACUCUGAUUAUGCAGGAGAUUUAGACAGGAGAAGAUCAAUUAGUGGCUAUGUGUUUACAGUCGGAGGUAAUACAGUAAGUUGGAAGUCAAGUUUGCAGUCAAUUGCAGCUUUAUCUACUACAGAGGCUGAGUAUAUUGCUCUUACAAAAGCUGUUAAGGAAGCAAUAUGGAUUCGAGGUUUAUUGAUUGAUAUGGGUUUGAAAGCAGAAAAGGCUUCGGUUUGGUGUGACUCUCAGUCAGCUAUAUGUUUGUCUAAGAACAAUGCAUUUCAUGAAAGGACAAAACAUAUGGCUACUAAGUUCAAUUUCAUCAGAGAUAUCAUCGAGGAAGGAGAAGUGGAAGUUCUGAAAAUCCAUACAUCUGAGAAUCCUGCAGAUAUGCUUACUAAAGGCAUUCAUGUGAAGAAGUUUGAUUCAGCUUUAGAGUUUCUAAAGUUGAUCAGGUGA
Messenger RNA from Microthlaspi erraticum, 3996 nucleotides. Lineage: Eukaryota; Viridiplantae; Streptophyta; Magnoliopsida; Brassicales; Brassicaceae. The record is from the annotation of a GenBank genome assembly.